Pocillopora verrucosa is the source of this 1079-nucleotide messenger RNA. Its product is annotated as homeobox protein EMX2. Gene Ontology annotation, cellular component: nucleus. Lineage: Eukaryota; Metazoa; Cnidaria; Anthozoa; Scleractinia; Pocilloporidae. The record is from RefSeq and is a predicted model, not a curated record. Gene Ontology annotation, biological process: central nervous system development; neuron differentiation; regulation of transcription by RNA polymerase II. Gene Ontology annotation, molecular function: RNA polymerase II cis-regulatory region sequence-specific DNA binding; DNA-binding transcription factor activity, RNA polymerase II-specific.
AUGUUUCACAACAGCAGAUAUGGUUUGACGGUUCACCCAACUCGGGUUGUCUGCUCCCUGUGCUCCCUGCCCGGGAAUCGCCGCAUACCCCUUCGGCCCUAUUGUGUUUACCCGGGGGAACUGUGCCCUGAUUCCCAUUUGGAGUUUCCCAUGAAUCCUGUGCUGACUUUGCAUUCACCCUCGUACAGCCUCGCGGCGGACUCCUUCAGUGAAAUGCGUGUGUCUUCUCGUCACUUCCAGCCGUCGACCACCGACACAGAACAAGUGCAAAUUGCAAGGGAAAUCAACAGGGAAGCCAAUAAUUCCAACAGUGGUAGAGAGGGUUUUAACCGACAGCAGCGUUUCAAGAAAAAGCGCCGUAAACGGACCAUUUUUACUUGUGAUCAAUUGAGCCGACUGGAAUCGCAGUUUGCUGACCAGCAAUACGUUGUAGGCGCAGAAAGACAGCAGUUAGCGGAGGCGCUCAAUCUUUCAGAGACACAGAUCAAAAUCUGGUUCCAGAACCGCCGGAUCAAAUGGAGGAAGGAGAACAAGCGGCAUUUCCCGGAUUUCCUUGCCGGCUCUUUCACAGUGGCAUGCGAAACUCGAUCAGAUGAAAAAGGAUCCUGGAUUGACAAAGUUUAGGGAUAAGGGGACUCAUUUAUCUCGGAGUCUCAGAAGCAAAGAAUACAGUAUAAAUGUUAAAACAAACAGUUACUUAUGAUGAAGCAGUGAUGAAAAAAGGAGCUAUAGACACUUUAAAACUAGUUAACUUCCAGCAAAGGAAUGAUAUAGGAACAGAGCCAGGGUCUACCUUAGCUGCUUAACUUAGAUGAUUAGAACAUUUUAAACGUACCAUCGUUGGUUAAAUCAGGUGCACUUGCUGUUAGUUAAGACUAGCAUUAAUUUUAUCAAGGCGAACAUUACAUGUUUUCAUAUCUUCAUAAGAUGUGUACAUUUUGUUAACUUGUUUUCAUUCAGCUUGUAAUUUAGUAUUUUAAUGGACCAUUUUACAGUCGUGUACUCAGUUGCCAAGCCUUUGAUUUGCAGUAAGGCUGAAGGUGACCUUGUUGGGAUAGAGACCAGUAUCUUGUUAGCAU